Seriola dumerili (greater amberjack) is the source of this 1925-nucleotide messenger RNA. It is a transcript of the gene edil3, whose product is annotated as EGF like repeats and discoidin domains 3. The transcript is spliced from 10 exons. Bases 318 to 1628 code for a protein of 436 amino acids. The record is from RefSeq and is a predicted model, not a curated record. Gene Ontology annotation, molecular function: calcium ion binding. Lineage: Eukaryota; Metazoa; Chordata; Actinopteri; Carangiformes; Carangidae.
GGCUGGGAAAGCAGCAGCAGAGAGAGAGAGAGAGAGCGAACGAGAGAGACCCGGCAGACACACAGUUCACUUGUUCCUGCGCGACAAAAUCCAGGAGGCGAGUGCGUCUCUCUGCCGACUUUAUCACAGAGGAGGACUUUACCUAACAGGACAUAUAACAACAGCUCUCAGGGCAAACCCUACAGCCCAGCGAGAGCGAAAGAGGGAGAACUUUUUGGCUAUUGCUCCGCUUGUUUCUUUUUUUUUUUAGUUUUUUUUUUUUUUUUUAACCACAUCUCCGUAACCUUGGAAGUCAGACCUGUUCAUUGUGAGAGAGAAUGGGACCGCUACUCCUUUCCAUCGCCCUGUUUGUGAGCGCAGCUGUCCCGCAGCAUGUGAAAGCAGCAGAUGGUGAGGAACCAACUUCAGCAGGCCCCUGUCAUCCAAACCCCUGCCACAACAGAGGAACAUGCGAGAUCAGCGAGACCUACAGGGGCGACACCUUCAUUGGUUACGUCUGCAAGUGUCCACCAGGCUUCAGUGGAGUUCACUGCCAACACAAUAUUAACGAAUGCGAAAGGGACCCAUGCAAGAAUGGGGGCAUUUGCACAGAUCUGGUUGCCAACUAUUCCUGCGAAUGCCCAGGGGAGUACAUGGGGAGGAACUGUCAAUACAAAUGCUCCGGACCACUGGGCAUGGAGGGUGGUAUAAUCUCCAACCAACAGAUAACAGCCUCCUCCACCCACCGUGCUCUCUUUGGCUUGCAGAAGUGGUACCCGUACUUUGCACGCCUCAACAAGAAGGGCCUGGUCAAUGCCUGGACUGCUGCCGAAAAUGACAGAUGGCCAUGGAUCCAGAUAAACUUGCAGAGGAGAAUGCGGGUCACGGGCCUAAUUACCCAGGGUGCAAAGCGUAUCGGCAGCCCGGAGUACGUCAAGUCUUACAAAGUAGCCUACAGUGAUGACGGAAAGACCUGGAGAACAUACAAAGUCAAGGGCAAAGAUGAGGAUAUGAUUUUCAGAGGAAAUGUCGAUAACAACGCUCCAUCAGCCAACUCCUUCACCCCUCCCAUUGAAGCCCAGUACGUGCGCAUCUACCCCCAAGUCUGCAGGAGGCACUGUACCUUACGCAUGGAGCUGCUCGGCUGUGAGCUAACAGGCUGUUCUGAACCACUGGGAAUGAAGUCAGGCCAUAUCCAGGACUACCAGGUCAUGGCCUCCAGCAUCUUCAGGACGCUCAACAUGGACAUGUUCACCUGGGAGCCUGGGAAGGCCCGUUUGGACAAACAGGGCAAGGUCAAUGCUUGGACAGCUGGACACAGUGAUCAGUCACAGUGGCUACAGGUGGACUUGCUUGUGCCGACCAAGGUCACAGGUAUCAUCACCCAGGGAGCUAAAGACUUUGGCCAUGUCCAGUUUGUUGGCUCAUACAAAGUUGCUUACAGUAAUGACGGAGAGCGAUGGAAUGUAUAUCAAGAUAAGAAACAAGGGAAGGACAAGGUAUUCCAGGGGAACUUUGACAACGACACACACAGAAAGAACGUGAUAGACCCGCCCAUCUACGCUCGGCUGAUCCGGAUCCUUCCUUGGUCAUGGUACGGCAGGAUCACUUUGCGUGUAGAAAUACUCGGAUGCACAGAGGAAGAGUGAAGUCCUUUCCUCCAUCUUUCUUGCCAUCGCCCCCUGUCCCUUGGCAUACUGGAGUCUCUCACCCAGUAUAUCAAAAAUAAACUGUGCAACCUGUAAAAAGAAAUUGAUUUCCAAUGGAAUUUUUCAAGAAUAAGUGUUUGGUUGUGGUGGGUUGCUGUUUGUUCUUUUGUACAAUGAUUUCAAACCUGCCCCUGAUUCACUUUUGUCUUUUAGUUUUCCUCUUUAAAGCGUGAUCUUUGUCUUUUUAUUCUUCAAGAUGUACCAUCCUGUUUGGAAUGAACUUCUGUAAUAUAUAUA